GCAGUUGGUAAAUGACAGUUACAGAUAAAGCAGGGCAGAAAAAACAUGUAGGGGAAUGAAUGAGCAACUAGGCCUAGGAGAUGCUGAAAUGUGUAAUAACGACAUCAUAUCACACACCUUUGAGCAUCCAUCUGACAACUCUCCCCUCCCUCCUUACUUGCUUCCCAUUUUCAGCAUGCUGGACAGCAGUAACCAGCCUCACUGGAGCAGUGAGCUCGUAGGAGAACAGCUGCAGCAGAAAGUCUCUCAGUUGCAGGACCAGCUGGAUGCUGAGCUGGAGGAGAAGAGAGAAGUCUUACUUCAGCUGUCCAGAGAGAAAGCUCAAAACAACGAUCUGAAGCUUGAAGUUGCAAACCUGCUUCAGAAGCAUAAACAGGAAAUAGAGAUCCUCCAAAAUAAAGACACCAUUUCCCAGUCUCCUGACAGGCAAUCGGAACCAGCCACUCACCCGGCUCUAUUCCAAGAGACCACUCAGAUAGAGCCCUGUGAACCAAAAAACCAAGAAGAAAGCAAACUGUCUCAGAUGUUAAGUGAGUUGCAAGUGUUGCAUGCAGAGACCACACUGGAACUAGAAAAGACCAGAGACAUGCUUAUUCUACAGCGCAAAAUCAACGUGUGUUAUCAGGAGGAACUGGAGGCAGUGGUGACAAAAGCCAAUAAUGAAAAUAAAGAUCACAAAGAAAAACUAGAGAGGUUGAAUCAACUCCUAGACCUCAAGAACAGACGUAUCAAUCAGCUGGAAGGUAUUUUAAGAAGCCAUGGCCUUCCAAUAUCCGAACAGUUCAAAGAUGUGGCUUAUGGCACCCGACAGUUGUCAUUAUGUCUGGAUACACUGCCAGCCCAUGGAGAUGAGGAUAAAGUGAACAUUUCUCUACUGCAUCAGAGUGAGAAUCUUUUUGAACUGCACAUCCACCAGGCCUUCCUGACAUCUGCCGCCCUGGCUCAGGCUGGAGACACCAAACCCACCACUUUUUGCACCUAUUCCUUCUAUGAUUUUGAAACCCACUGUACCCCACUAGCUGUGGGGCCACAGCCCCUCUAUGACUUUACCUCCCAGUAUGUGGUGGAGACAGAUUCCCUUUUCAUGCACUACCUUCAAGGGGCUUCAGCUCGGCUUGAUCUACACCAGGCUAUAGCCAGUGAGCACUACACCCUUGCAGCCGGAUGGAUUUGCUUUGACAGGGUGCUGGCGACUGUGGAGAAAGUCCAUGGCUCUGCUACACUUACUGGAGCUGGUGGAGAAGACUUCGGGGUGCUAGAGUACUGGAUGAAGCUGCGCUUCCCCAUAAGAUCCACCCUACAGGCAUGCAAUAAGCGAAGGAAAGCCCAGGCCUACCUCUCAGCCAAUGUGCUUGGAGCCUGGGAGGCCCAGGAGGGUGAGUUUAGAUCAAAGACUUGGAAGCAUCAGAAUGAGCUGCGAGUGGAAAUCAUCAGGUGCCGUGGUCUCCGGAGUCGAUGGCUGGGAACCCAACCCAGUCCAUAUGCCAUGUACCGCUUCUUCACCUUUUCUGACCAUGACACUGCCAUCAUUCCAGCCAGUAACGAUCCCUACUUUAGAGACCAGGCUCGAUUCCCAGUUCUUAUGACCUCUGACCUGGAUCAAUAUCUGAGGUGGGAGGCCCUAUCUGUGUACGUUUUUGAUGAUGAAGACCCAGAGCCUGGCUCAUACCUUGGCCAAGUCCAAGUGCCCUUGCUUCCUCUUGCGCAAAACAAGUCCAUUAAAGGUGAUUUUAAUCUCACUGACCCUGCGGGGAAACCCAAUGGAUCUGUGGAGUUGCAACUAGAUUGGAAGUCUUCCUACCUACCCCCGGAGAGCUUCCUGAAACCAGAAGGUCAGACUGAGGAGAACCACACCAAGGACAGUGUAGAGAUCUCACCUGAAGAGGCUCCCUUUCCUCCCCAGGACCAGAGGGCAUCUGCUGAGAUUCCCAUUGAAGCUGGCCAGUAUCAAGCUAGGAGAAAAUCUCAGGUGGGAGAAAGGAAGGAAACGGAACACCAGGUCACAAGCUACUCAAGAAGGAAACAUGGCAAAAGAACAGGUAUCCAAGGGAAGAACAGAAUGGAGUAUCUUAGUCGUAACAUCUUAAAUGGAAAUACACUGCAGCAAGUGAACUACACUGAAUGGAAGUUCUCAGGGCUUAAGAUCUCCAUAGAUGAUGGUUUAAAAAAUCAGCAAAAGGAAGAGGAAAUGACAUCAUCCGAUUCAGGACUGAUGCAGAAGGAAGCCCUACAUCCUGUAAAUGACAAAGAAUCCUGCGAACAAGCUUCUGAAGUCAGUGAAGCACAAACUACAGACAGUGACGAAAUAGUGACACCCGUAUCUCAGAAAUGUCCUAAGGCAAAAUCAGAGAAGAUGUGCAUUGAAAUUGUCUCCCUGGCCUUCAACCCAGAGGCUGAAGUGAUGUACGAUGAGAACAUAAAGCAGGUGUACGUGGAGUACAAGUUCUGCGAUUUACCCUUGUCAGAGACGGAGACUCCAGUAUCCCUGAGGAAACCGAGGGCCGGAGAGGAGAUCCACUUCCACUUUAGCAAGGUGAUAGACCUGGACCCACUGGAGCAAAAAGGCCGAAGGCAAUUUCUGUUCGCUAUGCUGAAGAGACAAGAUCCUGAGCAAGGACAUUUAAAGUUUACGGUGGUUAGUGAUCCCAUGGAUGAGGAAAAGAAUGAAUGUCAAGAAGUAGGAUAUGCAUAUCUGGAGCUGUGGCAGAUCAUGGAAUCAGGAAGAGACAUUCCAGAGCAAGAGCUAGACAUUGUUAGCCCUGAAGAUCGGGCUACCCCAAUAGGAAGGCUGAAGGUGUCCCUUCAAGCUGCUGCUGCCCUCCAUGCUAUUUACAAGGAGAUGACUGAAGAUUUUUUCAUGACGUAACAAGUGCUAUUCCAUUCCAAACUCUGAGGGAACCAUAGUAAAAAGUCUCUUAUAAAGUAACUUGCUAUACCAUAAA
This is a messenger RNA of Equus caballus (horse), 2942 nucleotides long. RefSeq names its product RPGR interacting protein 1 (gene RPGRIP1). Lineage: Eukaryota; Metazoa; Chordata; Mammalia; Perissodactyla; Equidae. Gene Ontology annotation, cellular component: photoreceptor connecting cilium. The record is from RefSeq and is a predicted model, not a curated record. Gene Ontology annotation, molecular function: thromboxane A2 receptor binding. Gene Ontology annotation, biological process: retinal rod cell development; non-motile cilium assembly.